Messenger RNA from Didymodactylos carnosus, 1311 nucleotides. The record is from the annotation of a GenBank genome assembly. NCBI's taxonomy places the organism in Eukaryota, Metazoa, Rotifera, Eurotatoria, Philodinida, Philodinidae.
AUGAUGACAAAUAUUGAUCAAAAUACCUCGUAUUCUGGAUUCCAGACGGAUUUAUCAGCUUGUGCGUGGGCGAAUGUUACAAAAGCGGCAUUAAAGCCACUGAUGAAAUUACAAAAACUGACAUUGACAACAGCACUUGGAACCUCCAGGCAGACUGUAGCACUCUCAUCUCUAGAAGUAUUCUGUAAUUUGUUACCUGCAUAUUUUAGGCUGAUGAGGAGGCAGAUGAUUAAAGCAAUAACUCUACAUUCACGACUUCUGUAUCAUCCCUUGUCAGCCUUAUUUGAAAAACCAGAAACGGGAACAAUAUUCGCAAAAUUAAAGGAAAUCAUAUCAACAGUCAGCAGCGAUAAUAAUCCCAUGAGUAAACUGAUAAAACAUUCAGAAAUGCAUGUGCUAUCUGAGCCAUGUGCUACGGCAGUUGAUGUGAUAAUUUCAAAUGAUGAGCUAGCAUUGAAUAAGGAACAAGAAUUGCUAGAAAAAAUUGAUAACACAACUAUGCUUUUGAUCUAUACCGAUGCCUCUAAACAACAUGAUGAAGUAGCAGCAGCCGUGAUGAUAAUGACAACAGCUGGUGAUGAGUUUAGAUGGGAGGAUUAUGGCAUGUGUUUAGGACAAAAAUACUCCGUGUAUUAUGGCGAGCUGUUAGCGAUACAACUAGCUCUGAAAAUUCUAGUAGAUAUACCUUCAUCAAAACAAAUUACCCUUUUCACGGAUAACCAGUCAACAUUAAAAGCCAUAGCAUCUAACAGGCAGACAAGUCCAUUGAUUCAAGAUAUUCGAAAAACAUACGAGAUAUUAAGAAAAGACAACAGUAUGAUAUUUAGAUGGAUACCGGGACACUUAUCAUCAGGUCAUAAUUAUUUAGUUCCCGUAGUUCCGUUUGAUGAUAACGAUUAUAGUUUUAGUCAUUAUUCUCCUGAAUACGAUUUUAUUUGUCUUGAUGAUGUUUUGAAACGUUUAAAUCAACAUCGAAAUCUGGUUAAUAUUGUCAUUUUGGAUGCGUGUCGAGCCGAUGAACAAAACGAUACGUGGAAAUCAAAAGACAUUACCGGCUCUCUAUCAUCUUUACCGAUUAUACCUGUUUAUGGAACUAGUAAAGGUUUAUCAGCCAAUGUUCGUACACCUCAAAAUUCAGAAUACGUAUUAAUUUUCUCAUCUGAUCCAGAAAAUAGUUUACUUGAAGGUAAUUUAUUUCAUUUGUACGUGGCUUUAAUGGAUAAACUUUCAAGUCCACCGAAGUAUUUAGCACAAAAAAGACGUUUUGACCAAUUCAGUAUAAAAUCCAAAGUUCAAAUCAUUAAUUUAUAG